Messenger RNA from Penicillium paradoxum, 4026 nucleotides. Its product is annotated as RNA dependent RNA polymerase. The transcript has 2 exons. NCBI's taxonomy places the organism in Eukaryota, Fungi, Ascomycota, Eurotiomycetes, Eurotiales, Aspergillaceae. Bases 1 to 4026 code for a protein of 1341 amino acids. Gene Ontology annotation, biological process: siRNA processing. The record is from RefSeq and is a predicted model, not a curated record. Gene Ontology annotation, molecular function: RNA-directed RNA polymerase activity. Gene Ontology annotation, cellular component: nuclear RNA-directed RNA polymerase complex.
AUGAAGAUGGAGAACCCGACGACUCCACACAAUCAAAAGGAGGAUUUCCGCACCUUCAUCGCCAGGGUCAAUGGCAAAUUCGAUCUUGAGAUCCCCCUCCCUGGAAUUGAGUCCCCCUCGGCCCGGGAAAAGGAUACCAGCCUUCCGAGUCAGAUCUACAAGCACAUCCGGCCCCUGUUCUACAAUAAAAAGAUCGACAAGAGGUCCCUGCUGGACAACCUCGAGGAAUGGGCUCGCGGUAAUCUGCAACCGGCCAGUAACCAUAUCCACGCCCAACACUCAGCUAGUCAGACAGCGGCAGCUCGUCGGGCGAGCCAACGACACUCGAGCGAGGAACCCCCGCUGCAACUUAAGCUCACUGGACCUCAGAGGGAUGAGUGCAUGAAACAGUUGCUAUCGCUCAUGAAAGAUGAAGAAUAUUUUCUUGCAAAUGGUCGUGUGAUAAACACGAAGAAAAGGUUAGCUGUCAUUUCUUUUGGGGAGGCCAAGGGCUUAUCACCAAAGAAACGAAGGUUGGACAAAAACGACGAUGAUGAGGACGAACAAUUCCAUACCGCGCCCAAUUCACCCGAGAAGAGCUAUCUCCUGGCUCAGUCACCACUAGGGAAGAAUGGCGAUGGAAACGUACAGCUUCCCGAGAAGAUGCAGGCUGCCUUUCAAGGGGUCAGCGGGCAAUUCGUCACGGGAAGGCCAAAUUCAUCCGUUGCCUGGAAGGAAUGGUGGAACCACUCAGUCAUUUGGCAAGAGCCAAGAAAAGUUCAAUUCGCCAGCGAAGUAUUCGUCGACUUUUCCACCCCCGCAAAAGAACAGGCAGUGCAGCGUCAAGGAUUCCAGCAGUUGCCCACUCGGUCAUCGUCCAAACUCCAAGGCAAUGCUCCUCCGGCGAAAAGGUCGACGGGUACAUCCUUGCCAGCGAAGGCUCAAGGGGUUGCUCGGUCGCCAGCGAGGGCCAUAGGAUCUGGUCAAUCGCCCUCCAGGACUUCUGUCAAGUCACCCUCCAAAUCACCUAUGAAACAAAUGGAUCUUCGAUCGUUUGGAUUUGGCAGUCGUUCUACCAAAGAAACUCCUUCUGCUGAGGAGGAUGUCGAGUUUAAGAAGCCUACCUUGUUUGAAAAGCUCAGUGCGGCAUCCGAUGAAUCAAAACGUAAUACUAUGUCUCAGUCAGCCAGUACGAGCUUUUCAACGACGGCUGCUUCAUCGAUUUUCAUGUCUCGUGACAGUGACAUGGCACAAUCAUUCGACACAGUCAUGACGGAGAUUUCUGAUGAAGUCGACACCCAAUCGACUUACGCGGACUCAGUUGUUGGGUACAUGAUCAGCGACGAGAUGAAACGAACCGUGGACGCUGCUGCUAUCUCCAUGCUGGUCAAUGCCGACGCCGCUGAGACGGAGUUUUCUCUCAAACAGGAGUUUGUGGGCGAGCUUCUGUCCUACGGUCCGUUUUCGGCGGAAGAGUCCUUCUCAGCGAAAAUACCACUCCGGUUUCGAUACGAGCUGGAGCGCAUUGCACGCUCUUGGGGUAUGCCUUUUAAAGAGAUUCUUGUUGGCGACCGUCUUCCCUUCAAUACUCAAGAUGGUUUCUGGUCAUGGGUUAGUACGCUCGCUCAACGAUAUGACCGCCCGAUGCCCGAGAAAUCGCCGCGCCGAGCUUGGGAUGCUGCUGUUGGUGACUUUAAAGCAGGUAGACAUUCAGAGACGAUCAUAUUGUCUGGGGACUUGGACUGGUGUGAAGAGUCCGAGUCGGGUAUAUUCAAAAUGAAACUCAACCCGCUGAAGCCAGAACGGACAUGCCGAUUCCAUCGAAGAUUUGGGUCGGAUAGAUUCCUUACUCUCACCAUUCCAGCCCCAGAUCGGCCGCCUAGUCAUCAAAAACAGCCCUCUUACCCGUCUGCCCUGCGUGAGAGUAUUGCCUCCUGGCUGGCGCAGAAUUCUCACCGAUGUCUUGGGCGGACAUGGAGAGCAUUCUUCGUCGAAGAACUAAAGUCCAAGCGGAAAGUUAAAGCUGAGCCUCGUUUCCGUGUUGAGUUCUUUGCUGUCGAUGGUGAAGACUUCGAUCGGAGAUAUCCGCUGCCGCCAUCUAUAGCUCCGCCUGGGCAGCAAAAUGACAGCCAUACUCGGAUGAGUGUAGAAGCUUUGCUUGAAUGGCAUAUGCCCAGAUCUGCAAACGGUAAUCAAAGCAAUUGUAAGCUCUUCCAGCGCAUAUCUCUCGGGCUAUCAAAAACUUUCGCCACGGUUGUCUUAAAGCCAGACCAAGUAUUACGUCUGAAGGAUGAUCCAUCUCGAACUGUCAUGAAUGAUGGAUGUGCUUUGAUAUCGAGAGCUCUUGCAAAUCAAGUUUGCGAUCAACUGGGAAUCACCACCGCCACACCCAGUUGCUUCCAGGGCAGAAUCGCAGGCGCUAAAGGUCUCUGGAUGGUUGACUGCCAUAACUCAAGUAUUCAUACUAUGAACGAUGAUGCCAUCUGGAUUCAAAUCUCAGAUUCACAACUGAAGAUCCAUCCACAUCCACAGGAAUGGUCUGACCCAGUCGAUGAUGAAAAGCUGACGUUUGAAGUUGUCAACUGGGCCAAACCAUUACACCCAGUGGACCUCAACAUCCAGCUACUUGCGAUCUUGGAGUAUGGGGCCAAUGUAAAAGAAUACAUUGCUAAGCUUACUCGUGAUGGUGUACAGAGCCUUUACGAUGACUUUCUUCAGGUCCUACGUGCGAACAGCCCCGUUGUUUGCAGAGCACUGCUCCAGAAACUCAAACCUUCUGGCGAGGAUGGGACUGGCAAAGCUCGACGUCUAGAGCAAUGGGCGACCAAUGAUGGCGAGUCUAUCAUCCGAUUCUCAGAAGCUGGAUUUGCUCCACGAGACUUUUAUCCACUUCGGAUGAAGAUCCGCCAGUAUUUGACAUGGCUUCUUGAGCGCCAUGUUGAUGAGCUUAAAAUCCAAGUUCCUCUUUCGACUUACGCUUAUUGCAUUGCAGAUCCCUAUGGAGUUCUUGAGCCGGAUGAAGUUCACUUCGGCUUUUCGAAUAAUUGGCGGGAUCCACAGGGCCAGUUCGAAGACAACUUGCUUGAUGGAGUAGACGUUCUCGUUGGUCGACUCCCAGCGCAUGUGCCUUCUGAUAUUCAACGACGCAAAGCAGUCUGGAAAACCGAACUACGUCAUUUUAAAGAUGUGAUUGUGUUUCCUACCAAGGGAGAUUUCCCACUAGCCGGUAUGCUCUCUGGUGGAGAUUACGAUGGCGAUACGCCGUGGAUCUGUUGGGAUCCAAUGAUUGUUCAAAAUUUCCGGAAUUCUCCCAUGCCCGCGCAUGAAUACCCGCCAGAGCAUUACGGACUGACCAAACAUUCUGUUCCGAUGGCAUCAUUGGGGUCGACGGAAGACUUCCUGGAAAGCGCGUUCGCUUUUAACCUUAACACUUCAAGCCUCGGUCGAUGCACCGUUGAGCACGAGAAAUUGGCAUAUGACGAGUCAAUUGACUCUCCAAAGGCAAAAGAGCUGGCUUGUCUCUUAAGCCAUCUUGUGGAUGGGCGGAAAGGUGGAGUCCAUCUUUCAAACCAAGCCUGGAAGGAAUACCGCAAAACCAUCAGCCCUAAGCAACGAGCGCUUCCUGCCUAUCGGAACUCAGACCGCAAGCACAAGAAGACGAAUAUUGUCGACUUCCUCAAAUUUGAGGUUGCCAAAUCCGAGCUUUUUAGGAUUCUGAAAGGUCUCAACGAGGCGUUCCCAGAAUAUGAAAUCCAGAACCAACUGGAUGAUGAUCUCAUCCGUCCGUGGAACGAAGCUCUUGAAGCAUCAAAGGCUCAUUCUGAGCACAGCGAGGAGCUGAAAGCUGUCCUUCGUGAAGUUGAAACAUCGAUAGACAAAUUAUACAAGCAAUGGAACCAAGGACACUCUUCUUCUACGGGCGGAGAAUUCUCUAUCAUUUCACGCCAAGCUGCCGAAAGUGCGGCCGCACUUACUCCCCCAAAACGGGCAGACAUCCGCUCAUUCACACUUGGCAAAAUAGCCGCAAUGAGUGGCGCCGAUUGCUAG